GCUCUCGACAAUUGUCAUGUACAUUUGAUAGUUUUAUGAUGACGAUUUUUUGUGGAUUUGGCACAUAAACCAUAGUUAAUUUUGAAAACAUUUAUGUUUCCAUGACAAUAUUUAGUGCAUUAUAUCGUAACAAUUAUAAUUAAAAAGAAAGUAAUUACCACAUUUUGAUCGGGUAUAGUAUCACGAAAACAAUAAUACUACGUAUAUCACUUUAAACAGCCUUAACCAGUAUAGCUCGUGAAAACCAUCAAAUUUUUAUUGCAUCAUUACGAUAUUUGGAUAAAUAAGUGAGAAAAUUAUAAUAAAAGACGGCGGGUCGAAGCAAUAGUAUGAGGAGAGCUCGAGACGGUUACCAGUAUCAGCCCAUUCCUCGGGCUCCAACUGAAGAUGUUUUGGAACAUGAAAAUGAACGAAUGGCCGAAGAGCUCGGUGGUAAAAUCUCAACACUUAAACAUAUGUCAAUAGAAAUCGGAAAUGAAGUUCGCUAUCAGGAUAAAAUUCUACGUGGUCUGGAUGACGAUGCUGAUAGAAGCUCUGGAUUCCUAGGAAAAACGAUGAACAGGGUCCUUAAACUUGGCAAGGGCAAUCACAACUACUACAUUUUUUAUUUGUUCCUAUUUUCGAUUUUUGUUUUCUUUGUGCUGUACAUUGUUUUAAAAUUCAGAUGAUGAUUAGGUCGUAGUUUAGGUCUUACUUUCUUUCCUACAUGUAUAUUAUUGGUAUUGUUAUGUAAAUAAUAAAAUGUAUAUUUAUUAUAAAAUAUAUUGCUUAUCUUACAGAAAUGUAUCUCCUCAGUCUAUCAUAUUAGUGGGCACUCUGAUUGCAACACAUUACAGCUUUAUUAAAAGUAAUAUCAAUGGACUGUUUUAGAGUAGCGACUAUGUACUAGCACUGAGUAUGAUUACUUUACAUGAAAUCCAAUGGUUUCACAUAUAAGAGUCAAACUUAGUAUUAAGUCUGUCUAAAAUUAAGAUUCUAAGAGUAAUCCCUAAGGUCCCAACUCACAGUUUAAAUUACAAAUCAUUUUUCUAGUAUUUUGUUAGAUAGUUAUCAAAUGAGUUUUAGGCGAUACAUCAUGGGAGCCUCUUGUCGGUUCUAUAAAAAAAAAUAUUUCACCAGCAGGUGAAAUCACAGGACACUUUAAAUAAAACUUGCUAUUUGUUUUAUUUGAAUUGUAAAAAUUGCUAAUUAGCAAAUUUUUACAAAUACAGUGUAAACUCGAUGUUACAUUCCUCGAUUUAACUACAAAGUUCCGAAAGCAUUGAAAUCAACAGGCUUUGGUUGGUUUAGCUUGUCUUCCAUACAAUGAUACACUCAACAUAGCAUUUCACCCACUCUCAAUAAUGACAACAAUUGAGUAAUAAUGUACUUUUAAGUUGCUAAAAUAAGUAAAACUGCACAGCAGUGUACAUUCUUUUGUGGCUUUAUUAUCCUAGCCUGCAAUAAAUUCGACUGUUGGCAUCAUGCAUACAAAUUUUCUAAGAAAUAUGUUCUUUUGUUUACAAAUAAGGAUUGCUUGCAUGUGUAGACUGUUAUUGACCAUGACUAAGUAGGAGUCAUGGAUUUUCUAUUUUUCUUCCCUCCAUCAAAAAAAAAACACUAUAAUGCCAUAACAUGCACAGUCCCUUCAGUGUUGUUAUAUAAAGGUUACAGCUGUAAAUAUGUUGUGUUUAGUUUAUAUUCAAUAUAAUUUUGUGAAAAAUUAGUUAUGAAGAUAAAUUUUCUGAAGGUAAUUUUUAUUUAUUACAAUAUAUACAAUUCUUUUAAUAAAUUACAGUUUUCUUCACCAAACAUGUCUUUUGUUACUGCAACAUAUAAAUUACAAGUGGAGUUAAUACUUAAAGAACAACUGCUUGCAGUAUCUAAGAGUAAUGCAACAAUACCACAUGCAUUCUUUAAAUUAGAUUUAUUUGCAAAUUUGUCUAAACUAUCUAGUAUAAUUGUUUUGGGUACAUUUUUCCAUUCUGUUAAGGAGGCAAGGUUUUCAAUAAGAGACAAACUGUUUGAUGUAUAUAAAAAACUUAUCAUUUUUAUAUAAUGUCUUUCAAUUGAACUUAUGUCCUGUGAUAAUUCUGGUAACUUGUUUAAUUCUUCUUGCAAUAUAUACAAUACUUUCCCAUCUUUUGCGUGAAAUAAAGCUUUCUCAAAGAGUUUCCUUCUAUUUUUAUCUUCAUCUUCAAAUAAGAACUCAGCAGUCGCCUUUGCCAU
Molecule: messenger RNA, 2208 nt
Organism: Pieris brassicae (large cabbage white)
Lineage: Eukaryota; Metazoa; Arthropoda; Insecta; Lepidoptera; Pieridae
Gene: Bet1
Product: BET1 homolog
Exons: 1
Coding region: 330-668 (112 amino acids)
Biological process (GO): vesicle fusion with Golgi apparatus; endoplasmic reticulum to Golgi vesicle-mediated transport
Cellular component (GO): SNARE complex; Golgi trans cisterna
Molecular function (GO): SNAP receptor activity
Source: RefSeq, a predicted model, not a curated record